Messenger RNA from Sphaeroforma arctica JP610, 3212 nucleotides. RefSeq names its product 2-oxoglutarate dehydrogenase, mitochondrial. The transcript has 17 exons. Gene Ontology annotation, biological process: tricarboxylic acid cycle. The record is from RefSeq and is a predicted model, not a curated record. Gene Ontology annotation, cellular component: oxoglutarate dehydrogenase complex; mitochondrion. NCBI's taxonomy places the organism in Eukaryota, Ichthyosporea, Ichthyophonida. Gene Ontology annotation, molecular function: oxoglutarate dehydrogenase (succinyl-transferring) activity; thiamine pyrophosphate binding. Bases 124 to 3111 code for a protein of 995 amino acids.
AGCGGAGUGUUCGCACACAGUAAAGAGAGGGGGAGUGUGUCGCCAGAACACUUUUCACCAGUUACACACUAUACUAUAUACACACACCUACUUAGCAUCGCUUGAUUGCAGGUAUAUCUGGGAAUGCUCACCACAGUAUUAAGGGCUGCGGCCCGGCCAAUGGCGCCAACCGCAUGUGUCGCCAAAUCGUUUGAUUUGUUGACGAAACGGUAUCAAUCAAACAGUGCCGAGAGCUUUAUGAACGGAUCUAAUAGUGUGUACAUGGACGAGAUGUAUACCGCCUGGAAGGAGGAUCCCUCCUCUGUACACAAGUCAUGGGACAGCUUCUUCAAGAGUGUUGAUGCAGGCAUGGACCCAGGAUCCGCCUUCGCAGCACCCCCGGGUAUUGUAGGCAAGAAGGGCAUUUCGGCUCCUUCGUCCAGUUCCGCAGGUGCAGGUGCAGCGGCGCCUGGUGACAAGAUGCAGCUAGCUGUACAGUCGCUUGUGCGAGGUUUCCAGGUACGAGGCCACAAUGUGGCACAGUUGGAUCCAUUGGGUAUCAUGGAUGCCGAUCUCUCCAGUGAAAUGCCCGAGGUCCUUGUACCCAGCUACUACGGCCUAGAAGAGGCGGACAUGGAGAAGACAGUAGCCUUAGGGACGGGCGACAACGUGGGCUUCCUGGGCAACUCCAAGCAGUGGAAGCUGGGAGAGUUGAUUAAAGCGUGUGAGGAGGUGUACUGCGGCACUCUGGGAUACGAGUACAUGCACAUACUCGAUCGUGAGAAGUGUAACUGGCUGCGCGAGCGUAUCGAAACCCCCGGCGUCAAAUGGUACGACGCCGAGCAGAAGAAGACCAUCCUCGACCGCCUGAUCCAGAGUGACGGAUUCGAGAAUUUCCUCAAGAGUAAAUGGAGUGCCGAGAAGCGCUUUGGCCUGGAGGGUCUAGAGAGUGCCAUCUCUGGGCUUAAGCACGCUAUUGACGUUGGAGGUGACUUGGGUGUAGAGCGUGUGGUCAUUGGCAUGCCUCACCGUGGCCGUCUGAAUGUGUUGGGCAAUGUUGUGAAGAAACCGCUGGAGAAGAUCUUCGCCGAAUUCAGCUCCGAGCUGGCACCAAAUGAAGAAGGCUCUGGUGAUGUCAAGUACCACUUGGGUUCGUCACUCGACCGUGAGACACGUAAUGGCAAGCCAAUGCAUCUGUCACUGCUAGCCAACCCCUCGCACUUGGAGGCCGCAGACCCCGUUGUCUUGGGCAAGGUCAAGGCAGAGCAGUUCUACCGUGACGGAGAUACCAACAAGAUCAUUCCGUUCAUCCUGCACGGAGACGCGGCGUUCAGUGGACAGGGCAUUGUGUACGAGUGCUUCAAUCUGGGUGGCCUUACCCACUACUCUGUGGGUGGCACCAUCCACGUGGUCUGCAAUAAUCAGAUUGGCUUCACCACUGACCCACGUUUCUCGCGAUCGUCGCCUUACUGCACGGAUGUAGGCAAGUCGCUGGAGUGCCCCAUCUUCCACUGCAACGCUGAUGAUCCCGAGGCUGUCGUACGAGCCAUGCAAUUGGCCAUCGAAUGGCGCCAGCACUGGAAAUCCGAUGCCAUUGUGGAUAUCAUCGGAUACAGACGUUAUGGUCACAAUGAGAUUGAUCAACCCAGUUUCACACAGCCGAAAAUGUACUCAGUCAUUGCGAAGCACACGCCAGCACUUCAGUUGUACAAGCAGAAGCUUAUGAAGGAAGGCGUCAUCACCGAGAAGGACUACGACGACAUGCACGCCGAAUACUGGAACCUGUGCGAAAACGCUUACAACAAGAGCAAGACUGAGAAAUUCCGUAUUGACGAGUGGAUGGACGAUCGCUGGAAGGGCUUCAAGACACGCUUUGACCAUGCGUCUGUGUUCAACACCGGCACUUCCAUGGACAAUCUCAAGCACAUUGGCAACAUCAUCUCGUCCGUUCCCAAAGGAUUCUCUGCACACUCUGGAGUCAAGCGAGUGCUGAAGGCGCGCAAGGAAGCCAUUGACAGUGGCGCGGGUGUGGACUGGGCCACGGCCGAGGCAUUGGCCUUUGGUACACUUCUGAGGGAAGACUAUCACGUGCGACUCAGCGGACAGGAUGUGGAGCGAGGCACCUUCUCACAGCGCCACCACGUGCUGCACGACCAGAACGACGAGACCACCUACACACCCCUGGAGAACCUAGGCGAGGGUCAGGCACGUUACUCUGUGUGCAACUCAUCGCUGUCUGAAUACGGAGUCCUGGGCUUUGAGUUGGGUUACUCCAUGGCCAACCCCAAUGCACUGGUCAUGUGGGAGGGACAGUUCGGUGACUUCGCCAAUGGCGCGCAGAUCAUCUUCGACCAGUUCCUAUCAUCCGGUGAGCAGAAGUGGCUGCGACAGUGUGGUCUGACUGUGCUGCUGCCCCAUGGCUAUGAGGGACAGGGCCCAGAACACUCCUCCGCCCGCCUGGAACGCUUCUUGCAGAUGAGUGAUGAUCCUGACGAUGUCAUUCCUGAUAUGGACACAAACGCACGAAACCAGAUCCAGAACACCAACUGGCAGGUGAUGAACUGCUCCACCCCCGCCAACUACUACCACGCACUGAGGCGUCAGGUGCACAGAGAAUUCCGAAAGCCUCUCAUCCUCAUGACUCCAAAGAAGCUGCUGCGUCUAAAGGCCUGCACCUCUACGCUUGAUGAGAUGGCUGACGGCACUCGUUUCCGCCGAGUCAUCAAUGAAGAGUCCAUCCCCGACGGCUCACCAGAUGUCAAGCGUGUUGUCUUCUGCUCAGGAAAGGUUCGGUACGAACUCAUGGAGGCCCGUGAGAAGUACGGCAAGCAGCAGGAGGUUGCCAUAGCAACGGUGGAGCAGAUCUCCCCCUUCCCCUUCGACCUGGUCAACCGCCAAAUGGCGUCAUACCCAAAUGCGGAUGUGGUGUGGGUCCAGGAAGAGCCCAAGAACAUGGGUGCCUGGAGCUAUGUCAACCCUCGCAUGGAGACAGCUCUCAGCAACUCGGAGACGCACAAGGGUCAGCGUCCACGUUACAUUGGCCGCGCAUCAUCCGCGUCUACGGCCACGGGUGUGAAGAAGCAGCACAAGGUUGAGGAAGAGAAAUUCUUAAGCGAAGCCAUGGACGUCUAAAGCGUUGCACAUAUAGUCUAUAUAACUCAUGAUAGGCGACGAGUUUCGAUGGACAUCACAUAGAACGUGUACAUUAAAAGCCGCUGCAUAUCUAACCGGUA